Messenger RNA from Aureobasidium namibiae CBS 147.97, 969 nucleotides. RefSeq lists its product as uncharacterized. The record is from RefSeq and is a predicted model, not a curated record. The coding region runs from base 1 to 969 and encodes 322 amino acids. The transcript has 3 exons. Gene Ontology annotation, molecular function: oxidoreductase activity, acting on the CH-OH group of donors, NAD or NADP as acceptor; NAD+ binding. Lineage: Eukaryota; Fungi; Ascomycota; Dothideomycetes; Dothideales; Saccotheciaceae. Gene Ontology annotation, biological process: fatty acid metabolic process.
AUGGCCCCCAUCAAAACUGUUGGUGUCGUCGGUACCGGUGUCAUCGGUGCCUCGUGGACAGCUCUGUUUCUCUCGCAUGGACUGAAAGUCUUGGUAUCCGAUCCUGCCCCUGGCGCUGCAGACAAGCUGGCUGCAUUCAUCAAGCAAGUAUGGCCGACUCUGGAGCGUAUGGGCAUCGACAACGAUGCAAACCCGGACAACUAUGAGUUCGUUGGAAAGGACUUGGGCGAGCACAUCAAGGAAUGUGACUUCAUUCAAGAGAAUGCGCCUGAACGUGUUGAGCUGAAGACAAAGUUGCUCGCCGAGCUCGAUCGCAACGCUCGUGAGGAUGUCAUCAUCGCAUCUUCAUCUUCUGGACUGCCUAGCUCAAAAUUCGUCGGAGAAUGCCAACACCCCGAACGUGUCCUCAUCGGCCAUCCUUUCAAUCCUCCUCACUUGAUGCCUCUGGUUGAGGUGGUCCCUCACCAAGGCACAUCGGACAGCGUCGUAAAGGAUGCUCUUGCAUUCUACAAAAGCGUUGGCCGCAAACCUGUACACGUCAAACAGGAAGUGCCCGGGUUCGCAGCCAACCGUCUGCAGUCAGCCUUGUGUAACGAGGCGUACAGCCUUGUGAGCCGUGGCGUGCUUUCGGCAGAGGAUCUUGAUGCCUGUGUAACCACCAGCAUUGGUCCCCGAUGGGCGGUCGUUGGACCGUUCCUUGCGAACGCCAUGGGCGGUGGAGGUGGUAGCGACGGAUUCAAGCAUCUGCUUGAGCAUUUGGGUCCUGCAGCCAGAGUGUGGGCCGAGGAUAUGAACGCUCAUGCUUUCACUUGGACCCCAGAAAACGUGGCAGCUCUGACAAGCAGUGUCGGAGAAGAAUUGAAAGGCAAGGAUGUUGCUGCGCUUGAACGUCAGCGUGAUGAGCGUCUGGUUGAUAUGUUCAAGGCCAAGGGCCACAGGAGAACUAGUGUCAGUAGCAUAGACUACUAG